Molecule: messenger RNA, 765 nt
Organism: Saccostrea cuccullata (small rock oyster)
Lineage: Eukaryota; Metazoa; Mollusca; Bivalvia; Ostreida; Ostreidae
Exons: 4
Coding region: 1-765 (254 amino acids)
Molecular function (GO): protein binding
Source: RefSeq, a predicted model, not a curated record
AUGCGAAGAAUCAUUGCCUUUCAAUCACGAAUAUCAAGAACUAAGGUGAACCUUGCCAACUAUGCUGCUGUUGUAUUUGAAAAGGUAACUCUGAACGAUGGAAAUGCCUAUGAUGCUAGAACAGGUAAAUUCACAGCACCUGAGGACGGUGUCUACUCAUUCACUUGGACAAUUCUUACCAAGGCUGGGAAGAAGUUUAACACAGAAAUUGUCCACAAUGGUAACAUUAAUGGUUACAAUCAUGCAGACGGCGUCUCAGGCAGUUCGAGCUACUCUUCCGGAUCUUCGUCAGCUAUAAUAAAAAUGAAGAAGAAAGAUGAAGUCUGGAUAAGAACACAUGGUGGAGAUGGGCAACAUGCUUAUGAUGACUGGUCAUCGUUUUCCGGAUUAAAGUUGACAACAUUGUUCAAAACGGCACUCCUUGUUGUGUGCAUGAUUUUCGUGGUGUAUGCAAAGGAACGCCCACAAGACAAGUACAAUACAGUGUGUCAAGGAAUGGGUUAUAUAACAACUAACUGUACAGCAGGAGAAAAAGGAAUCAUUGCCUUUCAAUCACGAAUAUCAAGAACUAAGGUGAACCUUGCCAACUAUGCUGCUGUUGUAUUUGAAAAGGUAACUCUGAACGAUGGAAAUGCCUAUGAUGCUAGAACAGGUAAAUUCACAGCACCUGAGGACGGUGUCUACUCAUUCACUUGGACAAUUCUUACCAAAGCUGGGAAGAAGUUUAACACAGAAAUUGUUAGCAACAGUAAUAUUAUUGGUUAA